Messenger RNA from Paramecium octaurelia, 665 nucleotides. The record is from the annotation of a GenBank genome assembly. NCBI's taxonomy places the organism in Eukaryota, Ciliophora, Oligohymenophorea, Peniculida, Parameciidae.
UAUCAAAGAAAAAUGGUGAUUUAAAAAUGGAGUCGUUUAAGGAUCCCCAUUAUCACCAUCACUAUUCAAUAUUUACUUGGCUGCCUUCUUAUAAGAUUUAUCUUCAAAACUGAAUCAGGAGCUGAAUGUUAGUGUUUAUGCAAUGAUCUAGUUUUUAUUGUAGACGCCAAAGCUGCGGACCAGUUUAUUUAUUUACUUGAGGAAACAAGUAGAUUAUGGAGCUUAAAAUUAAAUAAAGCAAAAUUUAGAAUAUUUCUUUUUGGAUAAUAAAUCCCCAGAAAUAUAUAGGGUAUUAAAUCCUGAUGAAUUAUAAAUAUCUUGGAAUCAAUCUAUCAGAUAAAGCUUCAACAUCUAACUAGAUUAGUAAAUAAAAGGAAGAAUUAAUCAUAUCUCCAAUUAACUCAAAUGGAUCUGCUCUAAAAUGGAUUUAAAAACUUCAAAGAAUGAUAUCAUAAAAUUAUAAAGAAAAUCUCUAAAGAUGAUAACCAGAAAGACAAAAUCGACACAUCAAAAUUCACAGGUAUAGCCAGGUUCCUUAAAACCUAAAUGAUGUAUACUACUAGCAAGGAAAAAUAUGCAAUACUCAUAAAUGCAAGCUAAUAAUUAGCAUAUAAUUGAAUAAGAUUUGGGCUUAAAUUUGAAGAAUUGCAGUCAUUCCUCCAGGG